Molecule: messenger RNA, 1921 nt
Organism: Sphaeramia orbicularis (orbiculate cardinalfish)
Lineage: Eukaryota; Metazoa; Chordata; Actinopteri; Kurtiformes; Apogonidae
Gene: cdkal1
Product: CDK5 regulatory subunit associated protein 1-like 1
Exons: 15
Coding region: 137-1831 (564 amino acids)
Biological process (GO): tRNA methylthiolation
Cellular component (GO): endoplasmic reticulum
Molecular function (GO): 4 iron, 4 sulfur cluster binding; tRNA (N(6)-L-threonylcarbamoyladenosine(37)-C(2))-methylthiotransferase activity
Source: RefSeq, a predicted model, not a curated record
CGUACAAGCAUGGACGCGUGAGAGUUGUGUCAACUGUGUUUUGAUGGAGUAAAACCUUAUUUAUAUCGCCUUCAAGAUAUUUUUUCUUGGAAUUAGAGUUUCACUGAAGUCAAAUUACUCCUGUAUUCAGAUUAUCAUGCCGUCCGCCUGUGAUUCUCUGAUUGACGACAUUGAGGACAUGGUGUCCUCUAAUGACCCCACUCCUCAUGAGAGGCAGUCAGCCAGAAAGAGCAUCAUACCAAGGUCUAGGAAAAAGAAAGAGCUUCUGAGCAAUGAGGAGCUGCAAGCUGACAGUUUGAUUCCUGGUACACAAAAGAUCUGGAUGAAAACCUGGGGCUGCAGCCAUAACAACUCUGAUGGAGAGUACAUGGCUGGACAGUUGGCUGCCAGUGGAUACAAGAUGACUGAUGAUCCAUCUGAAGCCGACCUGUGGGUGCUCAACAGCUGUACCGUAAAAAACCCAGCAGAAGACCACUUCAGAAACUCCAUCAAAAAAGCCCAGGAGCAGCAGAAGAAGGUGGUAGUCGCCGGCUGUGUUCCCCAGGCCCAGCCAAGGAUGGAGUACCUCAAAGGACUUAGCAUCAUUGGGGUCCAGCAGAUUGAUCGAGUGGUGGAAGUAGUAGACGAGGCUGUUAAAGGGCACUCCGUUCGUCUGCUGGGUCAGAAGAAAGACGGAGGCCGAAGGCUUGGAGGAGCCAGACUGGACUUGCCUAAGAUCAGAAAGAACCCUCUCAUUGAAAUCAUCUCCAUUAACACAGGGUGUCUGAAUGCAUGUACCUACUGUAAGACGAAACAUGCCAGAGGCGACCUGGCCAGUUAUCCCGUGGAGGAGCUGGUGGAGAGAGCGAGGCAGUCCUUCCAGGAGGGAGUUUGUGAGAUCUGGUUGACCAGCGAAGACACAGGGGCCUACGGUAGAGAUAUAGGUACAGAUCUGCCCACGCUGCUGUGGAAGCUGGUGGAGGAGAUUCCUGAGGGAGCCAUGCUGAGACUGGGCAUGACAAACCCACCGUAUAUACUGGAGCACCUAGAGGAGAUGGCUAAGAUCCUGAAUCAUCCUCGCGUCUAUGCUUUCCUUCAUGUUCCUGUGCAGUCCGCCUCCGACAGCGUCCUCAUGGACAUGAAGAGGGAGUAUUGCGUCAAUGACUUCAGACAAGUGGUGGACUUCCUCAAAGAAAGGGUCCCGGGUGUAACCAUUGCGACAGAUAUAAUCUGUGGUUUUCCCGGUGAGACGGAGGAGGACUUUCAAGAGACGAUAGAACUGGUGAAAUGCUACAAGUUCCCCAGUCUGUUCAUCAACCAGUUCUAUCCCAGACCUGGUACACCUGCUGCUAAGAUGGAGCAAGUGCCAGCACAUGUGAAAAAACAACGAACGAAAGAACUGUCACAACUCUUCCAUUCUUACAACCCCUACGACCACAAGGUUGGUGAGAGGCAGCACGUGUUGGUGACGGAAGAAUCCUUCGAUACCCAGUUCUAUGUAGCACACAACAAAUUCUACGAACAGGUGCUGGUACCUAAGAGGUUGGAGUUCAAAGGGAAGAUGAUUGAGGUGGACAUUUACGAGGCAGGAAAACACUUUCUGAAAGGUCGGCCAGUAGAGGACAGUAAGCCUUUCACUCCUUCCAUUGCUGCACCACUUCAGAAGGGAGAGGUGUCCGGUCUGCUGCAGGAACAGAUGGCCAAUGGCGUCCACAGUCCCGCUGCUAUGCCUCCUUCUUCUGUUAUGUUGUUUGGUUGUUACAGUGUCGAUCGGGAAGUACUGAAAAAGCUGGGAGUCGGGCUGGCACUGGCAGCAGCGAUCAUGGCCUUUAUUGUGGAGAAACUGUACUGAUGUGAACUGUCAAAGGAUUUUACACCAAGGAGUGGAUAGUGACAUCCAAGGAGGUCAAACACUGUGUUUAUGGAGCCUGGAUACAGUGAA